Molecule: messenger RNA, 9311 nt
Organism: Bombina bombina (fire-bellied toad)
Lineage: Eukaryota; Metazoa; Chordata; Amphibia; Anura; Bombinatoridae
Product: neprilysin-like
Exons: 23
Coding region: 170-2398 (742 amino acids)
Biological process (GO): amyloid-beta clearance; protein processing
Cellular component (GO): plasma membrane
Molecular function (GO): metalloendopeptidase activity
Source: RefSeq, a predicted model, not a curated record
AGAAAGUACAGUAAACAGUUAAAUUAUGAAGAACCUCCCAGAUUUUAAAAGAUGAUGAACUAUUUUGCAUUUAUGUCAGUUACCAAGAGACUUCCAGUAUUUCUGCAAUAGUUCAAACUAGUGAUAGCAAACAUUGUGUUGCAAAUAAAUAUCAGAAAAAGAAUAGAAGAUGGACAUUAUCGAUGUGAGAACUUCAAGACCAAAGACAAAGUCUGGAUUCAGUUCUCUGGAAAAGAUUCUCAUCUGCCUGGCUGUUCUGUUUGGCAUUAUAGCCAUAGCUAUGAUAAUCGCAUUUGCAAAAUAUGAUGAUGGAGUUUGCAAAACACCAGCAUGUGUCAAAGCAGCAUCCCGCAUCAUUACCACAAUGGACCCUACUGCUGAUCCUUGUAAAGAUUUUUUUCAGUAUGCAUGUGGGGGUUGGCUUAAGAAAAAUGUUAUUCCAGAUACUGCAUCUACACAUGACAACUUUGCAAUUAUUAGAAGAGAAAUUGAAGAAGUUUUGAAAAAUGUCCUUGAAAAGACAGAUAGUAAUGACAUUCCAGCUGUACAAAAAGCUAAAAUAUUUUACCAGUCCUGCAUCGAUGAAAAUACAAAAAAUAUCAGGAAAGGAGAACCAUUAAUCAAGAUGUUGCCUGAAAUAUCUGACUGGCCCGUAGCUUUGGACAACUGGGAGGAAGACUAUGGUACUCAAUGGUCAUUUGAGAAGACAAAUUCCAUUUUAACUUCAAAGUAUGGAAAAAGUGGACUUAUUGCUAUAUAUGUAACAGUGGACUUCAAGGACACCAAUGUUUAUAGUUUAUAUAUUGACCAUUCAAAGCUUCUGCUUCCCUCAAGAGAUUAUUAUCAAUGCAAUGGCACAACUGCUGAGGUGUGUUCAACAUACAUGGAGCAAAUGAUUUCUGUUGCAAAACUAAUCCGCAAUGAGAGGAAUCUUUCUAUUGACGAUGACGGGAUUAGAGCACAAGUGGAAAAAGUUUUAGAACUGGAGAAAGAUAUUGCAAAUGCUGAAACACCAGACGUAAUUAGGGCUAAUCCAAAUAACGUUUACAAAAAGAUGUCACUUGCCCAGGUUGAGAAGGAGUACCCUCUAAAUAUCAGUGGAAAGGCGGUCAACUGGCUGAGCUUUGUAAAUGCAGUUAUGUCCCCUGGUGGGAUCACAGUUGAUGAAAAUGAACAAGUGGUUGUCUAUGCCUCUGAAUAUUUAAAGGCUUUGGCAACUUUUAUAAACAAAUACACUAAAAGAGAUAUACAAAACUACCUCGCAUGGAGUCAAAUUUUUUAUGCUGUCGGUGACCUGAGCAAAGAAUAUAAGGCUACUGAAGACAAAUUAACAAAGAUAAUGUAUGGCAUUUCAACAGAAGAUCCUCUUUGGCGCACCUGUGUAAAUUACCUCAAUAAUGUUUUGGAGGAUAUUAUUGGACGAUUGUAUGUGAAGGAGGCAUUUUCUGGAGAGAGUAAACAAGUGGUUAAAGACCUCAUCGCAGAGCUUCGUAAGGCAUUCUUAAAAAUGCUGGAUGAAAAUAAGUGGAUGGAUGACAAGACAAGAAAAAGAGCAAUAAUGAAGGCUUCAAAAGUACAAGAACAUAUUGGUUACCCUGAUGAAAUUAUGAAUGAUGACUCACUGAAUGAAAUAUAUAGAGAGAUUGACUAUAAAGCAAAUGAAUAUUAUGAAAACAAACUGAAAAACCUGGCUUUAUCCAUAAAGAAAGGCUCAAGUAGACUCAGAUCGAAGGUGGACAAAAAUGAGUGGAUUGUUGGUGCAGCUAAACUGAAUGCUUUUUACCUUCCUACUCACAAUCAGAUAGUGUUUCCUGCUGGCAUUUUGCAACCACCAUUUUUUAGCUCAUCUGAGCCUAAAUAUAUGAUUUAUGGUGGAAUCGGCAUGGUAAUUGGGCAUGAAUUCACACAUGGCUUUGAUGAAACAGGUAAAAAUUUUGAUGAAGAUGGUGCCCUUAUGAACUGGUGGAGUAACCAUUCAAUGACAAACUUUAAUGAUUUGAAACAAUGCUUUGUGCACCAAUAUGGCAGCUUCUCAUGGGAUGUUGCUGGAGGAAAGAAACUAAAUGGCCUCAUUACAUUAUCAGAAAAUAUUGCGGACAAUGGUGGACUAAGAGAAUCUUACAGGGCUUACCAAGACUAUGUAAGAAUACACGGAAAAGAGAAAAAACUCCCUAGUAUCGAUAUGAACACUGAGCAACUAUUCUUCAUUAGUUUAGGACAGGUCUGGUGUGGAAUGUACAGACCUGAGUAUGCUGUCACAACAAUUGCUACCAGUACUCACAGCCCCAAUAUGUUCAGGGUUAAUGGAGUUUUGCAGAAUUUCCCAGAGUUUUCACAGGCCUUCUCCUGUAGCAGUGGUGACUACAUGAAUCCACCAAAAAAAUGUCAUUUGUGGUAACAUAAUGCCUUUAAAAGAUUGUUAAUCAUGUUUAUCAAAUACUUAUUGUAAUGUAAAAGCUCACUUUCCUAUUUAACAGGCAAUUCUUGUAAACUAGAGAGCAUGCAAGUAAGCAUGCACAAGCAUGUUUUACACAGAAUCCUGGGGUGAGAUUUUUGUUGGCAAGAUGAGAAUGUGUUCAUCCCAUAACAGUUCUCAUUAGGUAAAAGGCUGAACUCAGAUGUCCUCUAAUGGAUUGAUUCACAAGCAUAACACAAACACAAGCACAGACAUGUACAAUUCACCAGGACUUAACUCCAACAUGUCCUUGUAAAAAAUGAUUCUUAGAAAUUGUCAGGGAUAACAACACACACUACAAGCACUACGUACACAUAAUACACACACUAUAUGCACAUACUACACACACACAUUACACACACUAGGUACACAUACUCCACCCACACACUACACACAUUAUAUGCACAUAUUACACACACACACCUUACACACUACUACGUACACAUACUACACACACACACACUACAAACACUGUGUACACAUACUACACACACACACACUAUAUGCACAUACUACACACACACACUACACACUGUGUACACAUACUACACAAACACACUACACACACUAUAUGCACAUACUACACAAACACAAAAUACACACACUAUAUGCACAUACUACGUACACAUACUACACACACUAUAUGCACAUACUACACACACUAAGUACACAUACUACACACACAAACUGCACACACUAUAUGCACAUACUAUAUACAUACACUAUGUACAUAUUCUAUACAAACACACACACUACACACACUAUAUGCACAUACUACACACACACACACUGCACACACUAUAUGCACAUACUACACACACACUACACACACACCCUUACACACACACAUACUACACACACUGUAUGCACAUAAUACACACUCACACUACGUACACAUACCACACACACACCCUUACACACACACUACACACACUAUAUGCAAAUACUAUACAAACACACACUACACACACUAAGUACACAUGCUACACACACACACCAAGGUUUCUAAGGUGCUUAUAUUUCUUACGUGAAUGAUUCACUCAUGUCUAAAAUCAAUUAAACAUGGAGAAGUGCUGUUCUGAGCACAUCGCUUUAUAUUUCUUAUGCAAUAUAUGGAAUCUGCUUCUGUCUCUCCUGUCCUCAUUGUGUCUUACCUUCUACACGUAUACACACUUACACUCACACAUAUACACACAUGUACGCACACAUAUACACAUACAUAUACACACUCACACACACAUAUAUGUAAACAUAAACCCAAAUGCAGACAUCUACAUACAUGCGCACACACACACUUCACAUACACAUACACAAACACAUAUACACACAUACAUACAAACACACACACACAUAUAUAUAUAUAUAUAUAUAUAUAUCACACACAGAACCAUUCACACAUAUGGACACAUACACUAUACUGAAAGUUGUGGUGAAUGCUGACUAUUACCGCUAGACUUCUCCAUAAUCCUGGUCCAUGUGCAUUCACACACACAUUCACACGCACACACACACACACUCUCUCUCUCUAUCUCUCUCUCUCUCUCUCUCUCUCUCUCUCACACACACACACACACACUCUCUAUCACACACACACACUCUUACACACACACAUUCACACACACACAUAAACUGGGCAUUUCCAUUAGUUUUGGACCAGGAGGAAACUUUUAAUAAAUAAGAAAUGUAGCAUUUCCCUAUAUUUAACCUUGAAUAGACAAGUAACAUUUUCUUCCCGAAUAGUAAUAUAUAGCAGUAUGGAAAAAAUGAAGAAGAAAAAAAUACUCAGAACUCAAAUAUCUUUUUGAAUAAAGCUCCUUCUUCAUGACAAAACAUAUAAAAAGAUUGUAAAAUACACACACAGAUAUAUAUAUAUAUAUAUAUAUAUAAUAUAUACACACACACACAUAUAUAUAUAUAUAUAUAUAUAUAUAUAUAUACGUAUAUAUAUAUAAAGACCUAGAGAUAGUAGCAGACAGACAUUUAUAUCAACAGUCCAUCAUAUAGGUUGACAUAUAUAUAAUAUUUUAGUAGCCCCUCCAAAGUAUCCAAAGUAAUGCAAAUAUAUGUCCUUUUUUCCUAUGCAACAUCAACCUCACGAGGAGUCCCCCCAUGGAUAAAAUAAGUAUGGGGGCUGUACCUGUUAUAAUUGAGAGAACUAAAAAUGGGGCUGUGUAGCACCCUCCAUUAAAACAGCCAACAUGCCUUUUGCCAUUAUGCAUUACAUUUUCCCUCAACUAAAAAGCCAAAAAAGGAAGAAAAAAGCAAAAUGAGAUUUAUAAGUGUGAGUUUUUCUUAAAGGGACAUUAAACAAGUAUUUGUUUCUGCAAUCCAUUAAAAAGAAUUGCAUUAUUUACCUGCUUAUAUAGUUUUGCAACCCCCCGGAGUGCUUGUUUACAUUGCAUGCUGCCAGUUCCUAUUCUGUUAAAAGCCUUUGUUGUCUACUUGUAAGCAGGUAUAUUCAUUGGCUGAAUCCCCUGCUCCAUCUAAGAAGAGUUGUGCAUGCAAAAUGUUAAAAAAAAAAAAAAAAAAAAAGCAGGUAAGAAUUUAGAAUACAAAGCUGCAAUUAUUUUAAAAGAUAUAAAACACAGUUUGAAUUCCCCACAAAAUAUUUAAUUAUCCACAAUAAUACAACUUUUCCAUAACAUUUCAUUCUGUAUGGUUCCUCAAUUUCCUAUAAUUUAACCCUGACAAUUGUAUUUUUCCAUUUCCUGUGAGAAUUGUAAGUGCAUACUGCAGAUUUCAGAAGCCUAAUUUUGUUACAUUCUAGCCAGAGAUUGGUCACUGUAGUUGCUCAUUUAUAGUUGUCCCUACAGAGGAGAUAAGAGGCAUUUAGAAUAAUAUGUUUCUGAACAUCAAAAUGAAAGUUGAAAGAAAAUGUAUUGUGUAUGCAUUUUGUAAUUUAGUGUUGUAAAUAUAUAAUAUAUAAUAUGCAAAUAUAAAAUUAUUUUUAUGACAUUUUAAAUGCAUUGUAGCAACAAAUCAGGUUUAAUGUUUCUUUAAUUGUAUCCUAAUUAACUUGUUUUAGUUGUAUGUGUUAGUGUUCAGUUUAUAUAAAUGUUUAGAUGUUAUAAUUGACACAUUUGUUAAAUGUCUAUAUGUUAUAUGAGCAAAUAUUACAAGUAUUACAAAAUACUAACAAGGUUAUUUGUAGAAGAAAACUUAUGUAUAAGAAUGCACCUAUCCAGAAAAAGCCUUAUUGCAGGGUGCACACCAAGGAAACUGCCAAUCCACCCCAUAGUCACAGACAUCUCAUUUGCAAUGUUUUAAUGUAUCCCCAGUAUAAUCCUAAAAUAUGUAAAAUGUAUCCAAACAUUAGAAGCCAUAUCUACAAGUAAAGAAAAAGUUUGCUCUGAAGCUAAAAACAUUAGGCAAACUAAUAGCACUGCUUUUUUGUGCAAAUAAAAUAAAAGGGAAAUAGGAGAUGAAGGAAAUUAAUGUUUUACUGCCCUGCUAUACACAUUGCCCUGCUAUAUACACUGCCCUGCUAUACAUACUGCUCUGCUAUACAUACUGCCCUGCAAUACACACUGCCCUGCUAUAUAAACUGCCCUGCUGUACAUACUGCCCUGCUAUACAUACUGCCAUGCUGUACUGCCCUGCUAUAUAUAUAAUGCUUUGCUAUACACACUACCAUGCUAUACACUCUGCCCCUGCUAUACACACUGCCAUAAUAUACACACUGCUAUGCUAUACAUACUGCCCUGCUAUACACACUGCCCUGCUAUACACACUGCCAUGCACAUACUUCCCUUCUAUACAUACUGCCCUGCUAUACACACUGCCCUGCUAUACACACUGCCAUGCACAUACUUCCCUUCUAUACAUACUGCCCUGCUAUACACACUGCCCUGCUAUACACACUGCCCUGCUAUACAUACUGACAUGCUAUACACACUACCAUGCACAUACUGCCCUGCUAUACAUACUGCUCUAGUAUACAUACUAUACAUACUGCCAUGCUAUACACACUGACAUGCUAUACACACUGCCCUGCUAUACAUACUGCCCUGCUAUACAUACUAAACAUAUUGCCAUACUAUACACACUACCAUGCUACUCAUACUGCCAUGCACAUACUGCCCUGCUAUACAUACUGCCCUGCUAUACACACUGCCAUGCUAUACACACUGCCAUGCACAUACUGCCCUGUUGUACAUACUGUCCUGCUGUACACACUGCCCUGCUUUACACACUUCCCUGCUUUACACACUGCCAUGCUAUACACACUGCCAUGCACAUACAGCACUGCUUUACAUACCGCCCUGCUAUACACACUGCUAUGCUAUAUACACUGCCCUGCUCUACAUACUGCCCUGCUUUACACACUGCCUUGCUAUACAUACUGCCAUGCUAUACACACUGCCAUGUACAUACAGCACUGCUUUACAUACUGCCCUGCUAUACAUACUGCUCUGUUAUACACACUGCCCUGCUAUACACACUACUAUGCUAUACAUACUGCCCUGCUAUACACACUGCCCUGCUUUGCACACUGCCCUGCUAUACAUACUGACAUGCUAUACACACUGCCCUGCUAUACAUAUUGCCCUGCUAUACAUACUGCCCUGCUAUACACACUGCAAUGCACAUACUGCCCUGCUUUACAUACUGCCCUGCUAUACACACUGCCCUGCUUUGCACACUGCCCUGCUAUACAUACUGCCCUGCUACACACACUGCCCUGCUAUACAUAUUGCCCUGCUAUACACACUGCCCUGCUAUACAUACUGUCAUGUUAUACAUAAUAUACACACCGCCAUGUUAUACACACUGCCCUGCUAUACAUACUGCCAUGUUAUACACAUUGCCCUGCUAUACACACUGCCAUGAUAUACAUACUGCCAUGCUAUACACACUGCCAUGCUAGACACACUACCCUGCUUUGCACACUGCCCUGCUAUACAUACUGCCCUGCUAUACAUACUGUCCUGCUAUACACACUGCCAUGCUAUACACACUGCCAUGCUAUACACACUGCCCUGCUAUACAUACUGCCCUGCUAUACACACUGCCAUGCUAUACACUCUGCCCCUGCUAUACACACUGCCAUAAUAUACACACUACCAUGCUAUACAUACUGCCCUGCUAUACACACUGCUCUGCUAUACAUACUGCCCUGCUAUAAAUACUGCUCUGCUAUACACAACACAAUACCAUGCUAUACAUACUGCCAUGAUAUACAUACUGUCAUGCUUUACACACUUUCCUGCUAUACAUAGUGCCCUGUUUUACACACUGCCCUGCUAUACAUAAUGUCAUGCUAUACACAAUGCCCUGCUAUACACACUAUACACACUGCCAUGCUAUACAUACUAUUCACACUGCCAUGCUAUACAUACUAUUCACACUGCCAUGCUAUACAUACUAUACACACUGCCAUGCUAUACACAAUGCCCUGCUAUACACACUAUACACACUGCCAUGCUAUACAUACUAUUCACACUCCCAUGCUAUACAUACUAUACACACUGCCAUGCUAUACACAAUGCCCUGCUAUACACACUAUACACACUGCCAUGCUAUACAUACUAUUCACACUGCCAUGCUAUACAUACUAUUCACACUGCCAUGCUAUACAUACUAUACACACUGCCAUGUUAUACACACUAUACACACUGCCAUGCUAUACAUACUAUUCACACUGCCAUGCUAUACAUACUAUACACACUGUCAUGCUAUACAUACUAUACACACUGCCAUGCUAUACACGCUGCCCUGCUAUACAUACUAUACACACUGCCAUGCUAUACAUACUAUACGUACUGCCAUGCUAUACGUACUAUACAUACUGCCCUGCUAUACAUACUAUACACACUGCCAUGCUAUACGUACUAUACAUACUGCCCUGCUAUACAUACUGCCAUGCUAUACAUACUAUACACACUGCCAUGCUAUACAUACUAUAUGUACUGCCAUGCUAUACAUACUAUACACACUGCCAUGCUAUACAUACUAUAUGUACUGCCAUGCUAUACAUACUAUACACACUGCCAUGCUAUACAUACUAUACACACUGCCAUGCUAUACAUACUAUAUGUACUGCCAUGCUAUACAUACUAUACACACUGCCAUGCUAUACAUACUAUACACACUGCCAUGCUAUACAUACUAUAUGUACUGCCAUGCUAUACGUACUAUACAUACUGCCCUGCUAUACAUACUGCCAUGCUAUACAUACUAUACACACUACCAUGCUAUACAUUUCCUUACAUCAUAUGUGAUUUUUUUUCUCCCCUUUUUCUCAACGUUAAUUUUCCAGCUGGCUUGCAUCCCACACACCUGGAAUUUGAGAGAUAAAUAAAAGAAGAGAAAGCCUCUAGAGUUAAAAUAUCUAUAACAUAAGCUACACAGAAUAGUUAGAUGUGUUUUGUUCUUUUUAAAAUAUAUGUUGCUGCAAUGUUUAUGACUGUAGGGAGAUUUUUCUAUCUGUAGUAAAUACAGAACCACUAAUAAUACAAUUUGAAAAACAAAAUGGUAUGAGUCUUUUCUUUGGCUAUUUUCUUUAUGCGAUGAACUAUUCUCUUAAAAAGUCUACUUGUUUGUUAUAUAUAUAUAUAUAUAUAUAUAUAUAUAUAUAUACUGUAUAUACAUAGUCAACUAUUAGCUACUGUAAUAAGAUUAAUCUAAACUGCUGUUUAUGCACAGAUUAGUCUGUGACAAUAACCUGCUAAAAUACAGAAUUUUAUUCUAUGUCAUUUUAUUUUACACUGUUUUCUGUGUAUUGCCAAUUCAAUGUACUAAUAUCUAUAUCAUAGACAAUUGUAAUCUGUUUUAUGCCUGUAAUAUCCUUUUUGGAAGAAUGCAAAGAGUUAAAUGUAUGAUGUCUAAUAAGAAAUAAAUUUCAUUAUUAUUUUUA